Molecule: messenger RNA, 2810 nt
Organism: Marchantia polymorpha subsp. ruderalis
Lineage: Eukaryota; Viridiplantae; Streptophyta; Marchantiopsida; Marchantiales; Marchantiaceae
Source: the annotation of a GenBank genome assembly
GAAUGCACCGAAUUGCAGUACGGCGUGGCUUGAAAAGGCCGAAGGGCCGGAAGUGCUGCCGAGCGCGACUGCCGACGGAGUCGUUGCGAGGAGCGAAGGGCAUGGAGGCGAUUUGUCGCGUAGCGGGGAUCUCCGACUCUUAUCUGGCAUGACUGCUCUGCAUCCUACCAUAUCGCUGAACUCAUCUUCGGGGACUUCUUGUUGGGGAGUCCGCUUCAGCCGACCUGGUGCACGGUCCGUUGCCCCGUUAUCUGGUCUCGUGACGCUGCCCCUCUGCAUGGAAAUACUCGCACGGCCAGCCAGUGCUUGAGCGCUCGUCGUGGCGAAUUGGGUCACGCAACUCGACUCUGUGCGCGGCCGGUGCACGCUGGACUCGUCUUCGGUGAGCUGUGGAGCGAGGAGGGAGGGGACGAGCAGCGAGAGAUUUUAUUCUUGAUUUGCCGAUAAUUCCUCGAGGUCGGACGCCGAACUGCGUCAAUGGGAAGCGGGGUUGCAGCAGUACCCGUGAUGGCAGCUGUUGGGAGCUCGCCAGUGGUCAGGGCAGGCGGCCGAGUCGGUGGUGGUGCUAGUGCUAUGGCCUGCGGAGCGCAGCAGCCCCGAGCGUGUGGCGUGGCGACCUCUGUUCGCUCGCUCCAGAGUAAGAGUUCGGGAAUUUCCUUGAUGUUUUCCCGGAAGAGCGAUUCCUUGCUCAUGCCUGCGAAAGCUGGGCCGAGGUCUAGCGCAAAAUCCCCUGUUCAAGUUUUCGCGCGAGUGGUCGAGGAGGUUUCGAGUAUCGUGGAGGAGCGAGCUGGCGAAGACAGGCCUUUCGUUUUCAAAGACUACAUGACAGGGAAGGCCGUCGAUGUGAAUUCAGCUCUGGACUCGGCCGUGCCUCUGCAGUAUCCCGAGAAAAUCACCGAGUCCAUGCGCUACUCGUUGCUCGCUGGAGGGAAACGAGUGCGCCCUGCGCUUUGCAUUGCCGCUUGUGAGCUGGUGGGUGGUAAGCAAGAGGCUGUAAUGCCGACCGCCUGUGCCAUGGAGAUGAUCCACACCAUGUCUCUUAUCCACGAUGACCUUCCCUGCAUGGACAACGAUGAUUUGCGCCGAGGAGUGCCGACGAAUCACAAAAAAUUUGGAGAGGACACAGCUGUUCUGGCUGGUGAUGCGCUUCUUUCCUUCGCAUUUGAGCACAUUGCGAGAGAUACUCGCGGUGUCCCGGCAGAGAGAAUUGUGCGAGUGAUAGCAAAUCUGGGCAAGGCCGUAGGUGCCGAAGGACUCGUAGGGGGACAAGUUGUUGACAUUAUGAGCGAGGGUGAUCCCACUGUGGGUCUCGACACUCUGGAAUACAUUCACUUGCACAAAACCGCGGGCUUGCUCGAGAGCGCUGUAGUUUGCGGAGCCAUAAUUGGUGGUGCUUCGGAUGAGGAGAUUGUGAGACUGUCGAACUACGCGCGGUAUGUUGGUCUUCUCUUUCAAGUGAUUGAUGAUAUAUUGGACGUGACUCAAUCCUCUGAGGAGCUGGGCAAGACCGCUGGAAAGGAUCUUCUUGUUGAUAAGGCCACAUACCCCAAACUUUUAGGUUUGGAGAAGUCGAGAGAGUUCGCUGCCGAACUGACUCACAAGGCGAAAGGGGAGCUUUCAAUCUUUGACCAGAAAAAGUGCGCACCUUUGCUCGGCUUAGCCGACUACAUCGCUAGUAGGCAAAAUUAGCUGGAGGAAAAUGAUAGCACGUAAGUGCCCAAUAACAUAGCCCAUGUUUAGUUAUAGUAGAGAUAAUUUUGUUUUCUCAACCCGGCUGAGAAUCGAGAAACUAGUUGUCGCGUCGCAUGUCAAUACCACUUGCUCUCGUCCUCAUAUAACCGACACAUGGAGGAUGUCACCAUCAAGCAAGGUCAGAUACUGUUGUACGCUCAGUCCUAGUUUGUCGCACUUACCAAGCUGCCUUUUUCUUCUAACAAAACAGUCCCUUUACUCUUGAGGACCACUCAGAGCCCGUUCGCGGAACACUCGAGCUGCUAUUGCAGCUGCUGCUAAAAUUGCAGCGCAUUGUACAUUUUUUAAUCUGUAGCAGAGAUGUUCUGUAGAAUGGAGGGGAUGCCUCGAUGCAGUUGAUUUUUCCAGAUUCUUCCAUAUUGCCAGUUGAUGAGGAAGCGUCAUACAUAUCCGAAAUCUUCAAUUGCAUACGACGUUCGUCCAACGUAACCUUUGGAUCUAUAGUUGUCCCUUGCCAUUUGUUCUCCCAUUCAUUGGAACUUUUGUUUUAUUUGAUAGUCUACGAUAUGCCUCUUGGUACGCCUAUUCAUUUUAAGGCUGAAACUCACUGCUACUUUUAAACUUUGGUUCCUCUGGAGCAUCUCUUUCAGCUCGAGCGGAUUGAAGAACUCUUUCAUAACAUGGUAGAUUAGUCCUAGUUUCUGAUCCCAACACCUCAAGACGAUAACGCUCACUAGAGGUCGUCUGCUCUUCAAACUUCGAAACUAGCCACGCAGCCCUGCAGAUUUAGAAAUUCGAAGGGCACUCUCUGUCACACGUGACCAGACAUCGACCCCAGAUUAUGGAGAGAUGAAUUAAUCUUUCGCGGUUUGCACUAUCACAACUUGUUGGACCUCAUUGAAAGCCUGUUGGUCUGAAGUUUGCUCUUCAAUUUCACCUCUCCCACUGUAAGGUCGUUGUGUGUACUCCCCGGAAGCCUUGACAUCAUUUUCAGCGGUUAUUUUGAAUUCUUUGCACACUUCAUUCCCUUUUCGAAGCGGAUCAAUUGGCUUGGCUUUUUGUGAAAUGUACUCGCACACGCAGAACUGCCGUAGUAUUCACCCCCGCCGGUAACAGGC